Molecule: messenger RNA, 303 nt
Organism: Mesorhabditis spiculigera
Lineage: Eukaryota; Metazoa; Nematoda; Chromadorea; Rhabditida; Rhabditidae
Source: the annotation of a GenBank genome assembly
AUGUCGCGCCUCACUUUGUUGGUCUUGUGCGCCCUGAUGGCCGCUGUGGCCUCGCAGAUUGACAUGUGCGCUACCUGCACGACGAUGUGCGGGGAUGCUCGCGCCAACUUCAAGAACACGUGGGGCCCGGUGACAGUCAACGAUCUGAAGACGUUCAUGGAGCUCGAUUGCAAGAAUAAGUUCUCAGGUGCCGAGGGUCUCGCCUGCAAGGCUUUCGUCGAUCAGAAAUCCUCCCAGAUGCUCGACGAUUUCAAGGCUGGCCUCACCGAUCAGCAGAUCUGCGUCAAGGGCGGAAUCUGCAAA